Molecule: messenger RNA, 852 nt
Organism: Elaeis guineensis (African oil palm)
Lineage: Eukaryota; Viridiplantae; Streptophyta; Magnoliopsida; Arecales; Arecaceae
Product: transcription factor DIVARICATA
Molecular function (GO): DNA binding
Source: RefSeq, a predicted model, not a curated record
AUAGCUCUCUCGACCGACUAAGACAUAACCCAAAGAAUAGGAUUUUGGGUUUCGAUUUGGACUUGGAUUUCAUGGAGUUCUUCCGCGGCUGGACGCGUUUGGAGGACAAGGCGUUCGAGAGGGCGCUGGUGGCGAUUCCAGAGGGAGCACCGGAUCGGUGGUCGCUAAUCGCGGCGCAGGUGCCCGGGAGGAGCCCGACGGAGGUGUGGGAGCGCUACCAGCUGCUGGUAAGGGAUCUCGAGAUGAUCGAGCGCGGGGAGGUGGAGACGCCCGGCAAGUGGGACGACGAUGACGACGACGACGACGCGGGCGAGAGUACUGACGCCGCCGGGAACUCCGACAGCCGCGGUCACCAGAUCUCCUUCGGCCGGGGCCGCGGCGAGGAGCGCCGCCGGGGGAUUCCAUGGACGGAAGAGGAGCACAGGUUGUUUUUGGAAGGGCUGGCCAAAUAUGGAAGGGGUGAUUGGAGGAAUAUUUCAAGAUGGGCGGUAAAAACAAGAACGCCAACUCAGGUGGCCAGCCAUGCUCAAAAAUAUUUCAUCCGUCAGAGCCAAAAUGCCAGUAAUAGAGAGUCCAAGAGAAAGAGCAUCCAUGAUAUCACUACUCCUUGAAAGGAUCAUAUGCUGGACUCGUACAUCCAUGUUAUGAAAUAAAUAAUACUGGCAAGUGGCUUUUUUAUUCUCUCUAUGCUUUUUUUUAAUACAUGGCUUAGCCUGAAAUGUAAAGUAUAUAAAUUGUACAAUGUUAUUAUCUUUGAAAUUGUACACCAAAAUUAAAUCAUCUAUCAUAAAGAUUUUUCUCAGGUCCAAUGUAUUGGAAAAAAAAAUGCAAUCAAAACAAUAAUAUUGUAAA